GCAGGACAGAAUUUGAAAUCCUUCUUAAAGCCAACCCAAACCUUCGGCCAAAACCAGAAAUCAAGUUCUAUCAGCUUUCAUAAUGACAUCAAAACAUGUUGACGAUGAUGAUGAUGAUGAUGAUGAUGAUGAUGAUGCAAAAGUGGUUGCCCUUGCAACAGGAACAAAGUGCAUUUUGCGUAAAAACCUUCAAUGUGAUGGUUCAGCAGUGAAUGACUGUCAUGCUGAAAUUAUUUGCAGGCGAGCACUUCUAUAUUUUCUCUAUUCACAGCUUCAUUUAGCACUAGGGUCAGACAACCCUGAUGAGUCAAUAUUCAUACGAAAAUCUAGAGAUUGUGAAAUGUUUGUAUUAAAACUAGGCAUUGAUUUUCAUCUCUACAUCAGCAAAUCUCCAUGUGGGGACUCAUGUAAUACAAAAACGCAUGGUUGUCUUUGUGCGAAGGAAGAAGGAAGAAGAGACACAGUCAUAGUUCCAGCACAGAAUGACUCCGCAGAAGAUCUUAAGUAUACAAUGUCAUGCAGUGAUAAACUCCUCCUUCGGAAUGUGUUGGGUAUUCAAGGAGCUCUACUGAGUAACUUCAUCUCUCCCAUCUACUGCAAAAGUAUUAUUAUUGGUGAUCAGUUAGUACCUAGGCACAUGAAGCGUGCUAUUUCUGAGAGAUUGUUUGGAGACUCAGCUGAUAAUCUGCAGCCUAGACUAUACGACUGCAGUAAGCUACCAGUCCAAAAAAAAAGAAAAAUUCAAAACCUAUUGCAACUUUCCAAAGGCAAGAAUCGAAAAUGUUCCAAAUGGAGCAUCAACUGGGUCACACAUUUUGGUCAUGAAGUAGUCAAUGCACAAACUGGUAAAAUUUCAGUUUCUAGAAGGUCUCGAUUGUGUAAAUACGAAUUAGCAAGACUGUUUGCUGCACACCUGUCACGGAGAGGACUACAAAAUCUUACAGCACAAGGUAACAGUCCACUGCAGACGGACUGCAUGUCUACAUUUAUCAUACAUACAUUCAAGUACUAA
This is a messenger RNA of Corticium candelabrum, 1012 nucleotides long. RefSeq names its product double-stranded RNA-specific editase B2-like. The record is from RefSeq and is a predicted model, not a curated record. The transcript has a single exon. Gene Ontology annotation, molecular function: tRNA-specific adenosine deaminase activity; double-stranded RNA binding; double-stranded RNA adenosine deaminase activity. Gene Ontology annotation, biological process: adenosine to inosine editing; RNA processing. Lineage: Eukaryota; Metazoa; Porifera; Homoscleromorpha; Homosclerophorida; Plakinidae. Gene Ontology annotation, cellular component: cytoplasm; nucleolus. The coding region runs from base 83 to 1012 and encodes 309 amino acids.